Molecule: messenger RNA, 2289 nt
Organism: Emys orbicularis (European pond turtle)
Lineage: Eukaryota; Metazoa; Chordata; Testudines; Emydidae
Gene: OGFR
Product: opioid growth factor receptor
Exons: 9
Coding region: 25-2289 (754 amino acids)
Cellular component (GO): membrane
Molecular function (GO): opioid growth factor receptor activity
Source: RefSeq, a predicted model, not a curated record
CUUUCCUAGCAGCCGGGGGCCCUGAUGGCGGCUUGGAUGAGCUUCAGGGGGCUGGAGGAUGGCGAGGAGAAAGAGUGGUGCUCCUGGGAGUACGACUCCACUUGGGAAAGCGAGGAGGAGGAGGAGGAAGAAGGGAAGGCGUCGCAGGAGGCCCGAGCCGACGGAGAGGAAGAAGAGUCCUCGCAAGGGUGGUUCAGGGGCUCCCACCAGGCCAGCGGCGCACAGUCUAGAUGGUAUUGUUUAUUCAGGAAGACAUAUAUGUUUUUGAGGAAAGUUCUUUCAGAGCUUAAUCUUUCAGAUGCCCAGGAGCAAAGAAGACCAGCUGUCUCAUCAAUUGGUUAUAGAGGUUUUGAGUUCCUGACUGGACGCAACUGGACAGCUGCAAAAGAUAUGCAGAGAUACAGGCAUUGUUAUCCGGGUUUGAAAGAAAGGGAACCUGAUGCUGAAGAGGAGGAGAUGUGGAAUUUAAGUUUUUACAAAAAUGAAAUUCACUUUUUGCCUCAUGGCUUAUUUAUUGAUGAGCUCCUUGAAGCUUGGCAGGAGGAUUACGAGACUCUGGAAGAAAAUCAUUCUUAUAUACAAUGGUUGUUUCCUUUGCGUGAACGUGGGAUGAACUGGCGUGCAAAGCCUCUCACAUGUAAAGAAAUUCAGGCCUUUAAGAAAUCCAAGGAAGUUAUGCAAAGAUUCAUUAGAGCUUACAAACUCAUGCUGGGUUUUUAUGGAAUAAACUUGAUCGGUCAAGAAACGGGGGAAGUGCAAAGAGCAGAAAACUGGCGUCAGAGAUUUCGCAACCUUGAUCGGUUUAGUCACAACAAUUUGCGGAUAACUCGUAUUCUGAAGUGUCUGGGAGAGAUGGGGUAUGAACACUAUCAAGUACGCCUGGUUAACUUUUUCCUAACAGAGACGCUUGUUUACCAAACACUCCCAAACGUUAAGAGAAGUGCCUUGGAUUACUUCCUGUUCACCAUCAGAAACAAGCAGAAGCGAAGGGAACUGAUACACUAUGCAUGGAUGCACUUUAAACCUCAGGAUAAGUUUGCAUGGGGGCCUCAUAAGAAACUCCAGAACUAUAAACUUCCGUCGUUAAAGUCUCAGCACUGCCAAAAGGCUGCGGAAGAGAAUGAAUCAGUCAGAGAUAAAGAAGCAGUUGGAAAGAACGAAACCAAUCCUCCAAACAGGGAGGAGAAAGUUGGAGAUGCUGCAUACUCAGAAACCAACAAGGUGACUGAUGAAUGUACCUCAGAGGAACAAAGUAAGCGUGAUGCCAUGUAUGUUGCAGAGCGAGGAGACAACGUAGAAGAGAAAGAAGCCUCACUUUCCCAGCUAGAAGAGAAGGUUCUGAGUGAGGACCUUGUGGGCCUGAGGGAUGGAGCAGAGAGUGAAUGCCUAAAGGAAAGCAAGAAAAGAAAGCUUGAGAUGAACAGAUUAACUGGAAAGUGCACAGGGCUAUUGAAAAGUCCCACUGAUAUUGAGAAGAUCUCUUAUAACCUAGGGGAAUUUGCUAUCGAUCAAGAGACCACAGAGACUCUUCCAGCAUUGCCAGAAAAGGGUGACCAAGUAACAGCUGAAGAAGGUGACGUCAGUAGUGAAGACUUCAAGGCGUCUGAGUCAUCUGAUGCACCUGUAAAAAGAAGGAAAGUUGAUGAGGCAAUGCCAGAAAACAGUACUGUAAAUGUGGCAAUAAACCUGGACACGGACACCACUACCUGCAACGUCCAAGCAACAGGGGCUGAGAAAGGAGAAGUUAGUGAGGAAGACACGGUUGUGGAAGAAAUUAAUGUGAAAACUGAGAAUGGUGCUGAAGGUGCAUCUGUGAAUUCAUUGCCUGGUUCUGAGACUAAUGAGCCUGGUCUGCCUUCUCUGGCAGGCAGUGGCUCAGUGCUACGUGAAGCAAAUUCAGAAAUACAAAAAAAAGCGCACCAAUGUAAUGAAACUUUAACAGUAAGUGAAAGCCAGGUAGACGACAGAGAACAGAAAGAAGGGGCAGAAGAUGUCCAUGCAAGAGGGGAAACAAAAACCCCAGACAAGAACCGGGGCCAAGAAGGUCUUCAGCAGAGUGUGGUGGAAUCUUGUCCUGAAAAAGUCAGUGCUAGGAAUGUAGCACAAGAAAUUGAUUGCAUUGAGGAUUCAGCAAAACUGAAUGAUCAGCAGACAAUGGCAGAGAGUGGCAAAAACAUUGCAAUAGCACCAGAGCAAGGGGCGGAGGAAGGACAGUUAUGUCCUGAAUUCAAGGAGCAUGGAACAGGGAUUCAGACUCCAAAGGCAUGUGGAAAAAGAAGUCUCCUUUAA